UGACCUCACUUCCCUCAGGAGGAACGGGAGGCUGAGGCUUCUGUAAGAAUCAACACAUACUACAUAGAUAGCUACAUACAAUAAAAAGUCAUUUAUACUUUUAAAAUAUAAAUAACUUUUUUUUUUUUAAUUGCAAAGUUAAUAGCAGUGCCGUAGUCACCUCUCUGUACUGCAAAUAUGGUUGUAUUACAUAACAACAAUGACACUGUCCAGGAAGAGGAUUAUCUUCUGAUUGAUGACUGUUGCUCAUCGUUGCCAUGCUCCCCUUCAAAGCGAGUGUCCCCAGCCAAAAGGAAGCAGCAUUUCAUCAACCAGGCGAUCCGCAACUCCGACCUCACCCCCAAAGCUAAGGGGCGCAAGAGCCUGCGCAGACUGGAGAACACUCGCUACCUGGCUAACCUGCUGGAGAGAGACGAGUGCUCGAAGGAUGAAGAGGAGGAGAGUGAGCAGACAGCCCCCCCCUCCAUCUUCACAGAGGCCUGCACCAAUGAGAACUAUGUGCAGCUGUGGAAUGACUUUAUGAACCGCUCCGGGGAAGAGCAAGAGAAACUACUGGUCUAUCUGGAAGAAGAGGCCAAGAGAAAACGCAGCACAAAGCUUCCAGAGAAAGCAGAGAAUGACCAAAGAGAAGAGUACCCUGCCUACACCCCCAAAGACAGCUUCCAGAGAAUUGACCGGAGACUGCGUGCUGCAUUGAAGCGCAAGCAAAUCCCAAUGGGUACACUGGAGUUCCUAGAGGAGAAGCUGAUGGUUUUUUUCUCAGCACAGCCGCAAUCUGUUUUCAAGGCAGUACUGGAGAGCAGCUAUGAGAGAUUGCUGCUUCAUGCUAUCUGCCAGUAUAUGGACCUUGUCUCUGCAAGUUCUGACUGUGACGGGAAGAGACAGACUGAAGUGGUGAACAAGCAGGAGGAGUUCCUGCCUCCGGGUCUGCUCUUGUCUGCCUACCUGGAACAGAUGUGUUGACAGAGAGCCUUUUCCAAACAAACCUCUACCUUCACACACAGUCACUCUGCCAGCCUCGGCGCAUUCAGGGGAUACCUUUACUAAACCAUAGCCACAGUAUUGUACAGUCGGAAUGAUCUUUUCUCUUGACUAGGAUAAAGAAAGCCCUUGUUGUCUAGAGCAUGGGUGUAUCUGCUUCCAUUGCCGGUGAUUGAUCACACAUUUUUAAAACGACCCAAUGAAUUUAUCGGUCAGCAGUGUUUCAGGCUGAAGAGUUGCCCAUAACUAAACAUAUAGAGUGCGCCUUUUCAAAAACGAAUGCCACUGAAACCGUUACAGAAUACAGUGAAACCGGCUUAAUAUCACCGUCCUCUUAAUAUCAACACAUUUGAGAUGUCCCGGACAGGCUCCUGAUAAUAUCACUCAAGUCACACAACUUCACCACACUUAAUAUCAACUUGGGAAAUUAAAACAUAAAACUAGAUGUCUAGCGCAGUGAUCAUGUUGCACGUUGCUGCCUGCACUACAUGGAAGUAAGUUGGGAUGUGUUAAAAUGAUCCAGUGCCGGCAAUAUAGAUAACUCCUGAUGGUUAAAUCUGCAGGAGUUACUAGUAACACAAUCCCUGCUAUCAAUAACCCUUUACCAAUUCAGAGCUGAUCUAGUACAGGCCUGAUCGGUUUAGUAAUGCAUUUCCAAGUAGUUAUAGAAAACAAGACUAGAUGCUGCAGGGCAGGCAAAUUGAUCAGUCCACCCCUGCAGAUGUUUGACUUCUACAGGAGAUGCUUACUGUGAUUAGUAACCCAAAAUGGGGCCAGUUCCAUGAAUAGAACAUUGACAUGUAAAUCUAGAAGCGUUUUCUAUUUGAAAGCACAGCAGUAAGCGAAGCGCAGGUCUGCAGUUGUAAGUUCAGUAAUAUCGGGCAUGAGCGUCUCCUGUAACCUGGCCCUAAGCAGUACGACUGCUUAAUACAAGACGCUUAAUUAAAUUUCCACGUUUUUUAUUUCUUCACUUAUUGGGUGCGUUUUCUUUUCUGAAAGAAAAUUGUGUCCAUAUACAACAAACCAAAUUAUCGGCACUUCCUUUUAUCCCUGGAAUAUGUUUAUUGUCGAAACAACUGUAUUCUGCAAAACGUUCAGACCGUCCGACCUAAAAUCAGUGAUUUAGGCGCUUAUUGGACAAUGUGUAUACCCCCAUACCUAAUUUAAUUACGCUAGAUCAUGGGUAAAAAUAUCUCUCAGCCCACUGCAGCAGGAAAAAGACAAAAGAUUCCCAGAGCCUUAAUUUCAAAAGGAAAACGAUCAAUCAUGGCGGAUGAUAGUUGGUACACUUUUAGUUAUUACAUGUAAGCCAUUAACACGUGAACCAUUAAGCCUUAUGUAUGUAUGUAUGCAUGUAUAUAUACAUAUUUUGUCUGUGUAUAUGUGUGUAUGUAUAUGUGUUCUCUUUGGAGCUGCAUGGAAAUUUCUUCCAUGGGCUCAUUUCAGGCAAAGAACUGAUAUUUUAGUAAUCUGUUUAGUGAUACGUUUAAGGACAAUAAUGUAAAGUUACCAAAGUUUGUGUUUUUAGCUAUUUUGUGUACAACAUUAUAGUCCCAAAGUAUACUAGCCUUCUGACCAUCUCAGAAUGUUUCUCAGUGACCAUCAGUGGUCCUCAUUGAUUGUUUAUAAACACCAAAGGGCUUUUUUAUAUUAAAACCAUUUGUGGUCAUAUUAAUUGUGUUAUUUAAGUGGCUUUCUAUUAUAAAAAAUAAACUGGAUACCAUUUA
Molecule: messenger RNA, 2708 nt
Organism: Acipenser ruthenus (sterlet)
Lineage: Eukaryota; Metazoa; Chordata; Actinopteri; Acipenseriformes; Acipenseridae
Product: R3H domain-containing protein 4-like
Exons: 8
Coding region: 178-963 (261 amino acids)
Molecular function (GO): nucleic acid binding
Source: RefSeq, a predicted model, not a curated record